AUGCUUAGAGAUUUCCCAGGGCAUCCAGCCAGGGAUCAUGAUCCAGAGCUGCGCAGUUCCAUUGGUUGCACCCUUUAUGGUGAUGAAGUGGAUUGUCAUGGAGACAGCUGGAUGUUCCUACUUUGGUCGUCUGACACAUCACCUGUGUCCACGCAUUCGCCAAGUAGCCGUUGGCCGAUUUGCAUCCUUCCUGCAAGUAAGUAUGCCUACGCUGGCGAUGUCAACAUCACUCUGCAAGCAGUGACCCAGGCCAUUACUGCAUCUUUCAAUAGACUCAGCAUUGAUGGCAUUCCAGUUCUGGACCUACCAUCCCUGGGUGGCCGUGUGGUGGCGCGCUUGCACUUCUACUGCAUGGGGCAUCGCGGUGACUGGAAGGCUCUGGUUACCCUCUUCAACAUGAAGAGGAACUACUCUGCCAACCAGGUAUGUUGGCUUUGCCAUGCCGACAAGGGUGCUGAUGGGGACCUGAGCAUGUGCCUUACGGAUGUAUCUCACUUUGCAAAUUGGUGGGGCACUCUUCACCAGACAAUGCCUUGGGAAACUGUUCCGAGCUAUGCGGGCUUGAUUGGCUUCGGAAUUUCCCAGAUCGUUCCAGAUCUUCUCCAUGUCUGGAAUCUUGGUGUCAGCCGAGAUUUGCUGGGGAGUGCUCUGAAGCUGGUUUUGUCGGAGCGGCAUGUUUUCAAUGGCCCUACUUUGCCAGAUAGGUUGAAACAAGCCACUGAGUCACUACGGCGGUUUGCAAAGCAAAAUCGCUACCCGUUGCGCUUGCGAAAGCUGACCAGGUCAAAGCUUUGCUGGAAAACCAGGAAGUACCCAAUGUUGUCAUCAUCAGGAUAUGAUGCCUACGUUGUGGGGCUCUGGCUGGAACAUGAACUUUCUAUGCACGCUGCCUUGUACCAGGAGAUUUGUACCAUGUUGUGGGCCAGCAACAAGGCCAUUUCGCUUUUGUACAGUGCAGGGCGUUUCCUGAAUCAAGGUGAGAAGGAUUCUUUGGGAGCGCUUGGCGACCUUUUUCUUCGUGUUUACUUGUCCAUGGCUGCCCAGGCCAAGCAACGUCACAAACUGACGUUCAGGGUGCGGCCAAAGUUGCACAUGCUGUGCCACAUUUUUCGCUCACCAAGGAUGAUAAACCCAUCCCGGUACAGUACUUGGAUGGAUGAGGAUUUCUUAAAGAAAUGUGGUAAAACACUGGGUUUGACUGAUGUGAGAGGGUCGCACCAUCGACUACUUGAAAGGUGGUUGAUGUCGAUUCCCCACAACCUCCAGAAAAAAUUGGGGUGCUUAGCUUAG
Messenger RNA from Cladocopium goreaui, 1290 nucleotides. NCBI's taxonomy places the organism in Eukaryota, Dinophyceae, Suessiales, Symbiodiniaceae. The record is from the annotation of a GenBank genome assembly.